Messenger RNA from Danio rerio (zebrafish), 1237 nucleotides. It is a transcript of the gene ptgdsb.2, whose product is annotated as prostaglandin D2 synthase b, tandem duplicate 2. The record is from RefSeq and is marked provisional. Gene Ontology annotation, molecular function: small molecule binding. NCBI's taxonomy places the organism in Eukaryota, Metazoa, Chordata, Actinopteri, Cypriniformes, Danionidae.
ACACACCCGACUCUGCCUUGUGAACUGCAAACAGAGAGAGAAGCAACACUUCUGCAAACAUGACGAGUGUCGUAGUAAAGAUGCUGUGCCUUCUGCUCUGCGCAGUUUUCGCCUCGGCUGAUGUCAUGCCCAUGACUGACUUCGACCUGCAAAAGGUGGAAGGAAAGUGGUAUCUCGUUGGCUUUGCUACAAACGCAAAAUGGUUUGCAAGUAAAAAGGUUGACAUGAAGAUGGGAACUGCCAUGCUGGUGCCCACCGAAGAGGGAGACCUUGAACUCAAUUGCUAUAAACCAAAGAGUGAUGGUACCUGCUGGAAAAUGACGAACCUCGCCAAGAAAACCGAGACUCCUGGAAGAUUUGUCUUCUACAGCCAGCGUUGGAAAAAUGACAAUGAUUUGCGCGUGGUUGAUGCCACAUUUGACAAGUACGCUGUUAUUCAUGUCAUCAAAACCAAAGCAGGAGAAUCUGAUGUCCUCAACAAACUCCUCAGUCGCACUCCAGAAAUUGCUGAUGACUUGAAGGAGAAGUUCAGGCAGUUCUGUCGGGACACUGGCAUUCUUGAUGAAAACAUUCUCAUACUUCCACCAGGCGGAGAAUGCUCAGUUGCCGCAUAAUCACCUCAUCAAGCGAAGACAAAGACAGCUUCAGCCGGUCCACUCAUUUCAGACAAAAACAGAUCUGAAUUUACUGUCGGCUUGGUUUUGGUCUCUUUCACUUUGUAUGAAAACAUUCUUUGUGCCUUGAACAGUCAUGGUGUGCUCAUAUUGAUUGACCAGUUUGCAACUACAGAGUAAUCAAAAGCAGAGGUGAGAGAAGUAUUUCCUUACCAAAACUCAGUUUUUCAUGUUCUAGACCAUAAGUGCCAAUGCUAGCUAACAAGUCUGAUCACCAUUAUGGCACACCACCUGUAAGACUUUUAUAAGCUGUUUCAUUUGAUUAGAUUUUUUAGAAUUUACGGUCGGCUUGGUUUUGGUCUCUUUCACAUUAUAUUGUUUUUAUUUGUGCCUUAAACAGUCUGCACAAUCUCAAGCAAAGGGAAGAGAAUCACAAAGUAUUUUUUACACCAAAAUGAUGCGUUUUUAACUCAAUUCUUAAUGAUGUAUCAUGUUUAGAGGUGCCACUGUUGGCUAACAUGUCUGAUCACCAUUAUGGCACACCACCUGUAAGAAUAACUUCUUUUUUCUCUUUGUUGGUUUUGUUUGCUGCCGAUGGAUUAAAUAGGUUGGCAAAAAACUAA